AGUUUUUGUAGUCUGACUAGUGACAACUUGUGUAUUCAACUGAACGGUUUAUUCUGUUUGAUAUAAAGGCAAUUUAUUUAGUGAAAUGAAUCGACUAUCGCACAACGGUGUGAGUGUGGCAUACUCGAUCCUCCUGCUGCUGCUGCUUACAGACAUCCCUCUCCAUACUGCCCAGGUCCAAGAUAACUCCUCUAGAUUCUCGCACCGAUUGGCAAUAUUCACCACCAAUGUGUACACCAAACUAGUAACGCAGAACCCCAAUCAGAACAUCAUCUUCUCUCCCCUCUCUAUCCAAAGCUGUGCAGCUAUGACCAGGAUGGGGGCCAGAGGCGAAACAGCUGCCCAAUUGGAUCGCGGUCUUGCACUGAUUUCUAACAAUGAAGCACAAAUUGCCGACAGUUUCCACAAAGUACUUGCUGCAUACAACAAAAGUAGUUAUAUUCAUAUUGCCAGCAAGAUCUACAUUAAAGAUGGCUAUCAUCUGAGGGAUGAGUUCACUUCAAUAAUCUCCAAACAGUUUCUAUCCGCUACCGAGCCCAUAGACUUUACCAAAAAUAUAAGGGCUGCAGGCAAAAUUAAUUCCUGGGUGGAACAACGAACCAACAACCUCAUAAGAGAUCUAGUUCCACCGAGUGAAUUAGAUAAUAAUACGCAUAUGGUGUUAAUCAAUGCGGUACACUUUAAGGGAAUCUGGGUGCAUCAAUUCCCAAAGAAGACCAAAAAAGAACCUUUCUAUUUGAAUAAUGCCAAAAGCAUUAAAGUACCCAUGAUGAAUUUGAGGGAGCGUUUGAGAUAUGCAGAACUACGUGAUAUUGAUGCCACUGCAUUGGAAUUACCCUACAACAACUCGGACUUGUCCAUGCUGAUCGUGUUGCCUAAUAGCAAUAAUGGUUUGCCACAACUGGAGAGGAAACUUCGCAGCACUCCGCUUUCCCAGAUCACGAGAGCACUCAACUCUGAAGAUGUGAUUGUCAAACUGCCGAAGUUCAAGUCCGAAUUCAAGGUGGAGUUGACAGAAUCAUUCAAGCAGCUGGGAAUGACAAACAUGUUUUCGAAUAAUGCUGACUUUAGCAGAAUGAUCAAAAGUCAAUAUGGCUUAAAAGUCUCGAAAUUCAUUCACAGGGCUUUUAUAGACGUGAAUGAGAGGGGUGCCCAAGCCUCUGUAUCCAACGCAAUUAAAAUCGAUUUCAGAGCUUGCAUACCGAUGAUCUUACGUGCCGCUCAGCAGAUACAAUUCUAUGCAAACCACCCAUUUAUCUACUAUAUCAUCAAUAACCAGGGUAUUGUACUCUUUGCUGGGAAGCUACUUAAACCUUAAAUUGAAAUGGAAUUUAUUAUUCUUAGCCCAAGUAAUCUCAACAAACAAAUCUCAAACCCUUCAAUUCAAUUUCAGGCAUUUAAACAUUAACAAUAAAUUAAAAAGUUCAAAAUAAAGGAACCACAAAUAAAUAUAAAA
This is a messenger RNA of Drosophila albomicans, 1456 nucleotides long. RefSeq names its product antichymotrypsin-2-like. Gene Ontology annotation, molecular function: serine-type endopeptidase inhibitor activity. The transcript has 4 exons. Bases 86 to 1318 code for a protein of 410 amino acids. The record is from RefSeq and is a predicted model, not a curated record. NCBI's taxonomy places the organism in Eukaryota, Metazoa, Arthropoda, Insecta, Diptera, Drosophilidae.